AUGGCAAUUCUCUCUAGUGCUGAGGGGAACAAAUUUCUUUUCACUAACGAGGGAAAGUUGGUCCAACGUUGGCUUCCGAGUGCCACGGAUAAAUUCUUUCCCAAGUCUGAUGGCAACGGGAACAAUGAGCACUUAAAAACAGUACGUAAAUUAUAUUCAGUGAUUCUCAAGGGGCAUGGGCUUCGAGAAAACGUUGAAUUUAUGGAUGAGAUGAUGAAACAGCAUCUGCAAAGUGAUUGGGAAAACAAAGUACAAGUCACGGCUGAUGAUAUGGCAACAUGGUUAGCAAUAUCAGCUGAUACCAAUACAUAUCGGCUGAGUCGAACAGUUUUUGGUCGUGGUAUCAAGGCAUCCAAGCUCAUGCAUAGAGCGGUUGAGGCAAUGGUUAGACAGAGAAAAAUCGAUCUUUUUGAAGAGACGAAUCUAUAUUCAAAAAAAGACUUCAUGUCACGCAUGCUUCUUGCAACAGAUGAUAAUGGUCAUUUCUUCAGUGAAACAGACAUAGCUAGCCAUUUAGUUAGUUUAGUGCAGGGGUAG
This is a messenger RNA of Coffea arabica (coffee), 537 nucleotides long. RefSeq names its product dammarenediol 12-hydroxylase-like. NCBI's taxonomy places the organism in Eukaryota, Viridiplantae, Streptophyta, Magnoliopsida, Gentianales, Rubiaceae. Gene Ontology annotation, biological process: sterol metabolic process. The record is from RefSeq and is a predicted model, not a curated record. Gene Ontology annotation, molecular function: oxidoreductase activity, acting on paired donors, with incorporation or reduction of molecular oxygen; heme binding; iron ion binding.